Molecule: messenger RNA, 2935 nt
Organism: Liolophura sinensis
Lineage: Eukaryota; Metazoa; Mollusca; Polyplacophora; Chitonida; Chitonidae
Product: heparan-alpha-glucosaminide N-acetyltransferase-like
Exons: 17
Coding region: 6-1853 (615 amino acids)
Source: RefSeq, a predicted model, not a curated record
UCAAAAUGGCGGCAUACACACAGAAUUUUGUUUUGAUCGGGCUGUUAAAUAUUUUACUGCUAUAUCAGGCCCUUUGCCUGACAGGUUCUUCAGCACAAGUCUAUAGAAAACACAAGCAUAAAGAUGGGGAUAUAGACACAGCUUCUCUCACAGUUCUUAAUCAACCUGCAGGCAUUAAGAUACAGGUUCUGCUGCAGUCUGCCGAGUGCCAUACAUGUUUUCUUCAACCGGUCAGAAAUAUCUCACCAGGGAGCAAUUACACACUGUAUAUUGACACCCGUUGGCCGAUUCGCUUGGCGGUGAAUGAUCCAGAUAACAUGGACACGUACUGUGCUGAGAAUGAACUAUCACAACAUUUCCAGGAACAUGGAGAGUACAAAUUAUGGGUGAUCAGUAACAGUUCUAAUAGUGUCAUUUGUACAGGACCCAUCCUUGUUAACGAUCCCAUGGAUAGUAAUAUACCAAUCUACGUAGCCCUAGCUAUACUAACAGUUCUGGCCUCAAGCUGGAUUCUGCUGAAAUACCUUCACAGGAAGCACUACUUGUACAAGCUGUUGUGCUGUUUUGGAACGGAGAGACUCCUCGAUCCGGUAGGAAUGCGUACUGACCUGGGUAUACCACCGAGUAUAAACCCUGGGGAAGACGGAGGGGGAGAUGACUUCGCUGAUAAGUCCAAGUCCAGUAGCAGACUCAAGUCACUCGACACAUUCAGAGGCAUCUCCAUAACUAUAAUGGUAUUUGUCAAUUAUGGAGGAGGAGGUUACUGGUUUUUUCGUCAUUCUAAAUGGAAUGGUUUGACAGUUGCAGACCUGGUAUUUCCGUGGUUUGUGUUUAUAAUGGGAACAGCCUUGGCCAUUUCUAUGCGCUCUCAGCUGAGGAAGGGAACAUCCAAACGACACAUCUGCUUUCGAAUCAUCAAGCGUUCCAUCAUCUUAUUUAUCCUGGGGCUUCUAACAAACACCGGGCCUAACAAUGAUGACUUGGCUACCUUACGAAUCCCUGGCGUGUUACAGAGGUUUGCUGUCACCUACCUGAUCGUCUCAUUAACACACUUGGUUUGUGCCAAGGGAGCGCAAAGUUACUGGGUCAACUGGCUGGGAAAGGUUCAGGAUAUCACAGACUACUGGCUAGAAUGGAUUGUCCAAUUCAUGUUUGUAGGGACUUACUUGGGAUUGACCUUUGGCCUUCCUGUUCCUGGAUGUCCCACGGGAUAUUUGGGAGCAGGAGGACUGAGUGAUGGGGGAGAGUAUGAGAACUGCACGGGCGGGGCAGCUGGCUAUAUCGACAAGUGGAUCUUCUCAGAAAAGCAUAUUUACCAGAGACCAACUUGUCAGGAGGUGUAUAACACAGGUCCGUAUGACCCAGAGGGCACACUUGGCACGUUAAACUCUUUCCUUAUGUGCUUCUUAGGUCUACAGGCUGGAAAGAUAAUACUAAUUUUUAAAGAUUAUACCCAGAUAGUAAAACGCUUCCUGAUAUGGUCCGUGUUACUGAUGGCUAUAGCUGCUGUUUUAUGUAAAGUUUCCAAAGAUGACGGCUGGAUCCCAAUUAACAAGAAUUUGUGGUCCCUGUCUUUUGUGCUGCUGUUGGCUGGUUUUGCCUUUUUCCUCCUGACCAUGUGUUACCUCACCAUAGAUGUGUGGAAGAUCUGGUCUGGAGCUCCAUUCUUCUACCCAGGAAUGAAUUCAAUUAUGAUCUAUCUUGGACAUGAACUGUUGAAAUAUCAUUUCCCUGUGAACUUCAAAGUGCCUCGAGAACAUGCACAGAUGACAGUAAUGGCAUUUUGGGGAACAACUGUCUUUGUUGUACUCUCAUAUGUCAUGUACAGAAAGAAGCUUUUCCUGUCCAUAUAGGGGUUUGCCAUCAGCAAUCAAAACACCAAGGCCAAAGAGGAUUAAUCUUGCACAAAGUCGUAAACCAGGGCAAUUUAUUGUAUACAUUUGUCAAUUGCCAUUUUGCAUGUGUUUAAAUUAGUGCUGCAGCAGCUGACCAAUGUGAUCACUUUGCACUUUAAGGCUAUAAGGUAUUAAACUGGGCUCACAUUUAUCAAACGUUUGAAGACUUAACUGAAAAAUUUAAAACACAGCUACAGUUAAAAUGUACCGGCCCUGAUGGAUCUGUUGGUAGAGUGCCGCUUUGUUGGGACGGUAGAUCCAUUGUCAGACCUGGGUCAGGCCACACCUACGUCCUUAAAACAUAGGAAGUUGUAGCUUCUUCAUUUUUGCGUUCAACACUUAGGGAAUAGUGCAACAACUGGUUGACCCGUAUCAGUAUAAUGGCACGGGCGGAGCACCUUACUUGCCUUCUGUACAUCGUCUCAGAGAAGCAGCAUGAGAUAUAAGAUUUGUGGAAAUCUGUCCUGCAACAAGAAGGCACAUUACAUGCAGUCUAAGGACUCUUUAGUCGUCAUAUGACUGAAAAAUUGUGAAGUGUGACGUUAAACCCUAAGCACUCAUUCACUCACUCCAUGAAGUUCAAACCUUGUGCACUGAUUUUUACUGCAGAACACAAUAUGCUAACUACAAUUUGAAUUCUUUCCUUUUCUGAAUUUGCCUUUUUAGGGACUUACAAUUUGUGACUUAAGUCGUAAGUGGCUUGAUAAAUAUGAACACAGGAGACAAUCCUAGGAGGAUUGUCAACAGAGGAGCUUGAGAGAAAUGUGUUAAAAAUCGUGUAAAAUAAUUUCUGGACUGUGAUCAAACUUGGUUAGGACAAAGUUCUGUGGGCAACUUACUUGUUGUACAAUGUUUACCAAGUUCACGUCUGAUGUACAUCAAAAGUACAUUUACUACAAUAUGAUGUAAUGUCAAAACAUAUGUAAUAUCAUUACAAAAAUUGUUAAUAUUGAACUUUUUCAAAAAGAAAAUUACAAAAAUUGAAGUAAAACUUUUGAAUAAUAAAACAUGCAGCACAUUAUGUUGUACACCUAACUGUA